AUGAAUGCUCUUGGAAACUUCUGGGCGAGCUCACGAGUGCCCGAAGUUACCCAGCAUACAGGGCUCAUUCAUCUCGCCGCUUGCCUCAGUGAAGUUCCAUUCUCUUUCCCAAUGCCUGGCGUGCAGUGCCAAGUCUGCAAGCAGGCUGGCCGCGAAACCUGGGUGAUACCUGGAAAGGCAUGUCACAUCUGUGGGGCCCUUUGUUCAUUGCUGGCAGAUGAGGACGAGAUCGAAUCCGAGUAG
Molecule: messenger RNA, 243 nt
Organism: Talaromyces amestolkiae
Lineage: Eukaryota; Fungi; Ascomycota; Eurotiomycetes; Eurotiales; Trichocomaceae
Exons: 3
Coding region: 1-243 (80 amino acids)
Source: RefSeq, a predicted model, not a curated record